Molecule: messenger RNA, 3062 nt
Organism: Pan troglodytes (chimpanzee)
Lineage: Eukaryota; Metazoa; Chordata; Mammalia; Primates; Hominidae
Gene: MSC
Product: musculin
Exons: 2
Coding region: 1346-1966 (206 amino acids)
Biological process (GO): skeletal muscle tissue development; regulation of transcription by RNA polymerase II
Molecular function (GO): RNA polymerase II transcription regulatory region sequence-specific DNA binding; DNA-binding transcription factor activity, RNA polymerase II-specific; protein dimerization activity
Source: RefSeq, a predicted model, not a curated record
AGGAACUGCGAUGACCUUCGAGUUAGGAAAUAAUGAGACUGCAAAAUUGUUGUGUUUUCUUGUGUGGAAGAGCAGGAUGUUUUAGUCUUGUUUGGAAUGGAACAUGAUCAUUCAGGGUGCUCCUUUGUCGUUUUUACUUUGAAUGGACGAUUGUGCUAACUUAGCAUUCUGCUUCCAGGAGCUCGCCCUUCAAUACACAAUCUAUUAAAUACAAUAGCAAGGAUUCCCUACACUAUAAUGCAAAGCGUUAGGGCCGGAUCCUCCAACACACGCAUUGUGGUAUUAAAACAAAAUCCCAUCACGCAUGGAACUCUCGAGAUAGUGGAAAAUACCAGCUACAACAUCCAGUGAUGUGUGACCCGGAGGCACGGAGCUGACUAGAAUACCGACGGGCCAGAAUUUCAACACGCGGAUUUUGAAUCUUUUUUUCUACUUAGCCUAAUAAGUUUGGGUCUUUUACUUAACGUCUCUCUAGGCGGCUCAGCUUCAAGUUCUGCAAAUUGGAGAUAAUAUCAUUAAGUUACAGAUGUUAUUUGAAAAGGCAACGAACCAUUGUAACUAUUUUUGUAAAUCAUGAAGGUACAUUAUAAGAAAAGAAGGAGGAAAAUGAGAGGUAACUUGUGCAUUGUUGGAUGUUGUUUGCCUGUUCUGCUUUUUCUCUUGUCCAGCAAGGCUUGGGUAGACAAUCAUACAUCAUGAAUGGUUAACUUGAAAACUGAGUUCUACUGGAAAGACUGGCAGGCAAGCAGAGGUCGGAAUCCCGUCGUUUCUAAGUGUCUGGUAAUCUUUGCCACUGCUAAGAUUACCUGGGGGUAGAAGCACCGUCGGUAGGAACAAGAUGUGCCCCUUCACUCCCCGAAAGCUCACUUAUCCUGCGCAGACAUGUUGAAGGGCCGUCGGGCUUCAGAGCCCAAAUCUCGGCUCUGCAGAGACGUCCCCUUCCCCCGCCUCCACCAACCGCUCUUCGGCAUGCAGAAAAGCGGUCCCCACCCCUUCCACGCCCCUGCCCCACCUCUUGCCCCCCUUUACAACCCCCUCUUCUUUGCCCGGGGUGGUUUGUUCCAAGGAGUACAGAUAGUCUUGUCAAAAGGCGCAGCUUACCGCGGUGCGCGCGGAUUCUGGACUUGGGCGCCAACUCGUAGUCCACGCUCCCCGGGGUCAGCAGAGGGGCGCUCACGCUCUCGCCACCCACCUCGCUUUCUCACCCCGCGCUUCCCGGCCUGGGUUUUUAGUCUUCCUUGGAGCGCUCUCUGGCCUCCGCCUCCGCCAGGGAGCGGAAGGCGGAGACAGCGAGACUGGCCAGGGGGGAGGAAAGAGGACGCGUGUGGGCAAGGGGGACAACGGGAUGUCCACGGGCUCGGUGAGUGAUCCGGAGGAGAUGGAGCUUCGGGGGCUGCAGCGGGAGUACCCGGUCCCCGCCUCCAAGAGGCCGCCCCUCCGCGGCGUAGAGCGCAGCUACGCCUCGCCCAGUGACAACUCGUCGGCAGAGGAGGAGGACCCCGACGGCGAGGAGGAGCGCUGCGCUCUGGGCACAGCCGGCAGCGCGGAAGGCUGCAAGAGGAAGCGGCCCCGUGUGGCUGGGGGCGGCGGCGCAGGUGGUAGCGCGGGCGGUGGUGGCAAGAAGCCCCUCCCGGCCAAGGGCUCAGCCGCAGAGUGCAAGCAGUCGCAGCGGAACGCGGCCAACGCCCGUGAGCGUGCCCGGAUGCGCGUGCUGAGCAAAGCCUUCUCCAGGCUCAAGACCAGCCUGCCCUGGGUGCCCCCCGACACUAAGCUCUCCAAGCUGGACACGCUCCGGCUGGCUUCCAGUUACAUCGCUCACCUGCGGCAGCUGUUGCAGGAGGACCGCUAUGAGAACGGCUACGUGCACCCAGUGAACCUGACAUGGCCAUUCGUGGUCUCGGGAAGACCGGACUCUGACACCAAAGAAGUUUCCGCAGCCAACAGACUAUGUGGAACCACCGCUUAAAUCGGACUGGAACUCACUUGAUGGGAUUAUUCGUUAAAUGCGAGUGUUUGGGGGCCACGGAGAGAAGGGAGAGCUCGUGAGAUGGGAAGAAGUUUCCGCUAGAUUCUCCUUGACCCUUCCCCUUUCCCUGGAACUGUGAUCGUGACAGGUGGCGGGUGUGGCUGUCACUGCACAGCGCCCACGGCUACAGCUGCGCCGGAUCUGGGCGACCACGUUUUGCCUCUCCAAAAAGAGCCUCCUUUCGUGACGAGACGCGGACGCAGGUCCGCUCUCGGGCCCUAGCUCUGUAGACUAACUCUCGGCUGCUGCCCCAGCCCGCGCCAGACAGCCCACGGAUCCGUUCUCAGCGGAGCCAGAUUCAUCGCACACGUGCGGGACGGUUCCACACAGCCCGGGCCUUUCGCGGUGACACAAUGGUUAGGGAACGGUUAGACCGCGCUCUACAUCCGCUUUAAAGACAGAGGUCUAGACGUGAGAUCCGCGUCGGGACAGGGUUUUAAGUGACAAAGAAGGGCGAGUGGCUUCUCUUGGCCAGGUUCGUACUCCAGCACAGCGCCCUUCUAACGGGCGGGAGGAAGCCCGCUGCUCCAGGGCUAGGUGGAGACACACUUCCCAGAUCACCGCAGGCGGGUUUUACCCGGAGAGCUCUGGGCCGUUCGGCCUCCCUGCCGGGUGGCUUCUUCAAUCCCGUCUCCUUCCCAACCUCCCGGCUUUUUCUAAUGAAGCAGGCGUCUGUCAACCCUCUCCACUUCUGGGCUGAAGCCUCCCCAAGCCCCGCUGCGCCAACCUGUGUGGGGUCUUCUUCGGGCCUCCCUCUCCGUCCCGCUCCUGCUCCUACCUGCAGCACCCCCAGCUCCGACUCCAGACUCUGCAUCAGGUCUCCCCACUCCAAGCUCCGGGCGCCCCAACUCCAACACCGCGUCCUGCCGCGCAGGUUCUUCCCCGCCCGGAGGAGCGCGCAGGGUGGGCGGCUUACCAUAGCAAGUGAUCCUGCGAUGGGGGACGCGCCCUUGCCCCGAGGCUGCACUACCACAGGAAAUAACAUAUGUAAAUAAAUUUAUUUUUUUAUGAAUAAUAAAACGCGCUGUAAAAACUG